AUGGCGUUUGUAAAUUUGCUUACAGAAAAAACACGCGAGCGUCCUCUAUUUACCGUCAAGGUUGAAAUGGAUAUUAUCCAAUCAUUCUUGGAGGAAGUUUGCUUAAAAUUAGAUAAUUUAGCAAACAGAAUGACGAAAGCUGAAGAAGAUAUUACAGGCAAAGCAACAUUUCAAGAUGUCAAAGACUUUAAGCAAGAUGUUAGCGAUAAAGUCGAUCAAAUUAUCCUUCAAUGUAAACAAACAGAUGAUAAAGUAAAUGGAAUGGACACAUUACUCCAAGAAAACUACAAAAAUAUGCAAGAGAAAUUCGAUUCUGCAACAAGUAAUUGUUUAAUCGAGUCAGGAAAUUUAGUUAGAUCUACAGUUGAAUCUUUGGAGCCAGAACUCAUCAAAAAUGUCAUAGCUGGUAUGCCAAACUUAGAUUCAUUACUACAAAGAAUAGAUGCUAACGAUAAAUCAAUUAACGAACUAAAUGAAAAAUCUGUUUUAUUAACGAAUGCCGACAGUAACCUACAAGCGCAAGUUGAUGCCUUGUUUAAAGUAUCCCAGAAACAAGGUAAUGAACCUUCAACAACCGAAUUACACGCAGAAUUACAACGUGUUACUUCAAACUUAUCUUUUCAGAAGUCUGCAGCAUCAGCUGCUACAUCUCAAGAAACCUUUGACCUUCGUGAAGAUUUUCAGUUACAAUUUAACCAAAUUAACGACAAAUUAAAGAAAAUGAACGAAGAAAUAGAAGACACACGCAAUUACACGAACAAACAAAUAAGUGCCGUACAAGAAUUACUUUCGCCUCAAAUUCGAGAAUUAGAUAAUCAGAUAAAUGACUUAAGAACUGACAUGUCUAAUAAAACAAGAGAUAUUCCUUCAUCCAGACAAGUUGAUUUACCACCAGAUCUAAUGGAUAAGAUCAACAAAUUAGGUGGAGAAAUUACAAAACUUAAUGACGACAUUAUUUCAAUGAAAGAGAGGCUAAAUGAUAAUACCUCAGCUCUAAAGAUUCUUAGUGAGAACUUUACAAACCCUCCGGCUGCUGUUUCCGCUCCAGCGAAUAUUGAAAUCAAAGAUGACGGUUCUUUCGAUGCAACAGGACUUACAAACAGUGUACAGUUCUUAACCAAUAACUUUAGAGUACUUGCAAGCCGAUUGGAUGUCCUUGAGUCCAAGAAAUACGUAACUCCUGAAACAUUAACGGCAACAAGAGAAAUUGCCAACAAAUGUGUCGACAGAUUAAACGCAUUGGACACUACAAUAGCUGAAAUGAAAGGAGAACUGCUUUCAAAGGUAGAUUCAGAUUUAAUGCAGUUACGCGAUGAUACUUCCAAAGAUAUCAGAGAUGUAAAGGAAGCUGCUAAUACUAGUAGAGAGAUUGCAACGAUCGCUUCUCGAAAUGGCGAUGAAACUUUGAGAUUAUUGCAAAAAACUAGGACAGAAAUGUCAGAUAUGAACACAAAGAUUGCAGAACUCUCAAUACCAAAGCCAAAUCCAGCUGUUGAGAAGCUCAGUUCUACUGUUUCCGGCAUCCAAACUUAUAUCAAUAAUAUUAAAGACGUAAUUGUGAAAGUCGGAUCAGAAGCAGAUGCAGCAAACACCAGGAGUAAGAGCAAUGAGACUUCCGUCAACCAAAUCAUGACAAGAAUCGAUGAAUUGACGAAAGAAAUUUCCGAAAAAGAGAAAGAACUAUCAAUUCCAAAGGUAGAAUUCGUCCAACAACGUAAAACAGUUGUCAGAGCACAAGCACCAGAGCCAGCACCUGUUUCGGACGAUUCUCCUCGUAGGCCUGGUUCGGUUUUACUUCCAAAAAUCGCCAGACAAACCGUUGACGAUGGAAAACUCGAUGCCGCUCUUGGAAAAGUCACAGCGCAAGAUGGCAUCAUACAAGGCAUGCGGAAACAGAUUGACCAGCUCGUGAAAGGCUACCAGAACAUUGACGACGUCAAAGCUGACAAACAGAGUUGCCAAGCUUUGUUUGAACAGUUCAGAGUCGCCAUGGUCGAAUUAAAUUCACGACUGAUGACUUUAAGAAGGUCAGUCAUCGGAAAAGCUGAUCUUUCCGAAGUUAAAAACAUGCUGACACUUGCAACAACAGUACAGACCAAAGACACAGCUGGUGGUGUUGAGCCUGUUAGAUGUAUCUGUUGUGGAAGACCAGCAACAGGAGUUACAGGAUCAAUCAAUGAAUCUUUGGAUAACAGAAAAACUCCUCCGAUUUCAAGCAGAGCCAUUUCUGAUGCUGAUGGACAAGUUUGCUUCGUUUAUGGUGAUAGAGGUGAUAUGUUUUAUGGUAGAUCUGGCGAUGGUAGGUCUAGGUUUUCUGCAAAAACUGAUGUAACUCUAAAAGAAACAUCAAGUUCAAGAAAAUAA
This is a messenger RNA of Trichomonas vaginalis G3, 2364 nucleotides long. RefSeq lists its product as uncharacterized. The record is from RefSeq and is a predicted model, not a curated record. Bases 1 to 2364 code for a protein of 787 amino acids. NCBI's taxonomy places the organism in Eukaryota, Parabasalia, Trichomonadida, Trichomonadidae. The transcript has a single exon.